CGGGAUUUGAUGACCGUUACGUCGUGCUCGCUAUGAUGGUUGUUGUUGUGGUUGCUGUGCAUAGCCUAGCAUGUUUCCUUACUAUAACAGUGUGAUUUAACGACGGUUAUACAUCCAUGAAACCGACAGACUCGGAAGAAGAUGAAGCAGAGCAGCCGUGCACUAGGCAAAAGGAGCUGAGGCAGCGGGCCAACCAGAGCAUCCAGCAGCUGAGCAGUGCACUGCAGCAGCUGGACCCGGAUGAAGAGCAGGCGGAGGAGGUCAGAGGUGGCAGUGAAGACCGCUUCACCACCACCAUGGCCGAAGAGGACAAGGCUGCAUGGAGCCAAAAGUCACAGAGUGAAGCAGUUAAUCAGCUGAAGAGCCUUCUGCUUAAGCAGGGCAGAGAAAUUCCCACAGCUCUCUCCCCGUCUAAGAAACAGUCUCCAUCCAAGAGAGUGCAGCAGGAGGGGAAGUCCAGUUUACCUGCCUUUCAGGAUUUGGUUCCAGUGUUUCACAAGUCAGAAUACAUUCAACAUCUAGAAGCUGAGGUCAAAUUCUGUAAGGAGGAGCUGGAGGGAAUGAAACAGCGGAUUAGAGUAGUGGUGGUGGAAAAUGAGAAGUUGCAUUCAGAACUGAAAGCCAGAGCUGUGGAUGAGUCUCUGAAAGAUUACACGAUCCGAAACUCCAUGAUGAAUGAAACUAUUGCCAACAGCCACAUAGCCUCCAUUAGAGACCACAGUGUGCUACAGAAAGAAGAACACAACACAUGGAAAAAUGAGCUGGAAAAACUGAAAGUGAUCUACCAGGCCCAGAUGGAAAGCUUGGAGGCGCAGGUCAUCGCUCUCAGGAAGGAUCUGUCAGUCAGUCAGAGGGAGUGUGAAGAGGUGAAGCUUCGCCUGAGACACAGAGAGAAGCAGGCCGCAGAUGCACUGAGGGCUGAUGGAGCUCCUCGUGUAGCAGGAUUGUGCCUGAAGUGUGCACAGCAUGAAGCUGUGUUGGCUGGGACUCACACAAAUUUGCAUGUCCAGGCUAUUGACAGACUCACAAAAGAGCGUGAUGAGUUACUGGUGGCUCUGCGUACUGUAAGGGCCAGUCAGCAAGAGGCACAACAGAGGGAGUGGUCAGCUUGUCUCCAGGUCAAACAGGCUGUGGAGAUGGCAGAGGAAGCAAACCUGCAGAAAGCCAGGGUGGAGGUGCAAUGUGAGCAGUUAUCCAGGGAGCUGGCUCGACAGCGGGAACAGCUCGACCGAGAAGCACACGGUUUGCAGAAGAGACUGGCUGAGGCCAGAGAGGAGGGCCGAGCUGAGGCCCGCAGCCAAAAGGAGGAUCUGAUGAAUACAGUGUCUGGCCUUUCUCAGCGCAUUGCUGAGUUGGAAGGACAGCUAGACAGAGCUCACAGAGACAAGAGUUCACUGACCAGUCAGCUGGAGGACACGCUGCGCACACUUUCCAGUCAGGAACAAGAAAAUACAAAGGUAUGUGUGGAUCUGAGAUAUCAGCUCAGCCAGGCCGCGCUGAAGAAAGAGGAGGCAGAGAGAGAGCUCAGAGAGCUCAACGCCAAGACCAGCAGGCAGAUGGAAAAGGCUGCGCAGGAAGUGGAAAGGCUGAGCUCAGAGCUGGUUGGCUGUCGGCAGCAUCUGGAGGCGGUCCAAAAGGACGGGAGCCAAUGGCAGGCCGAAGCCCUGAGCCUAGCAGAACAGCUGGCAAAUGCCCAGCGCCAACUGCACCUCACCAGACAGGACAGAGAGAGUGCAGACCGGGCUCACGAAGAGGAAAUGGCAUCUGUGACUGACUCAGCACGGGAAAGGGAGAGAGAGCUGACUGUGAUGCUGCAGCAAACAGAAUCCGAACACCAGGAGAGAGUUGGAGAGUUGGAUGGUCUCCUGAGUUCCCAGAAUUCCCUCCUUGGGAAGCUGAAUGAGGAGUGCUGCAACCUGGGGACCAAAUUGGAAGAGCUGGCCAAAAAAAGCAGACGCGAGCUGGAACAGCUGGCACUGGAGAAACAACACUUGGAGGAAACAGUGAAGAAUCUGAGAGCUCGCUGCUGUGAUAUGGAGGAACAGUGCGUCCAGCACGGUCGCAUGCACCAGCGCAUGAAGGACAGGCUGCAGCAGUUGGACCGUCACUGUCAGAGCAGCGCCCAGCAGGUGUGUGAGUUGCUGGCCAAACAGAACCAGCUGAUGCAGGAGAGAAACACACUGAGUGAGGAGAUGCAGAGCCUACGCAUCGAGCUACCGAACAUGAGACGCGCUGAGACUCUGUCCACAUGAGUCUGUCUCGACGGUUUCCUUUCAUCGCUCUGUGGAUAAGGAUGUUCUGUUAGUCUGUCAACAAGAAAAACUGUUGUUUACUAAGAGGACAUUUAUGUGUCAAUGUUGUAAUUAUUAUUGAUGGGUCGAGUAUUUAAACCAUGGUCCCCCCCCCCCACUUCAAAAUGUAUUUUUACAUUAAUAAAUGAAAACCCAGUUCACUAAUGAGCUUUCUCAAUGGUUAAAAUGAUGCAUUGCUCAAUGUCCAAUAGGAUGUGUCCUGGAUUGAGUGGGGAAAAAAUAACUGUAGAGAUCAGCAUCGAAAAUGGCUUCCAUUACAGGAAAUUUGCCAGGAAAUUUUGAGCACAAGGUUCUUCCUUAAACCUCUGAUAAAUUACACCUGAUAAAUUACAAAUAGUAGUAAUAGAUAUGCACUUGAUUUAUAUUAAAGAUUUCUGGUGACAUGUCCAGAGUUUACCCAUCUUUUGCCCCAUGUCAGCUGGGAUGGACUCCACAAAGAUCCCACAGAGCAAACAAAAAAUCGACACCAUGGCAGCAGAUUGACAUAGUGCUUUAUUG
Archocentrus centrarchus (flier cichlid) is the source of this 2810-nucleotide messenger RNA. It is a transcript of the gene sdccag8, whose product is annotated as SHH signaling and ciliogenesis regulator sdccag8. The record is from RefSeq and is a predicted model, not a curated record. Gene Ontology annotation, cellular component: centrosome; centriole. The coding region runs from base 117 to 2252 and encodes 711 amino acids. Lineage: Eukaryota; Metazoa; Chordata; Actinopteri; Cichliformes; Cichlidae. The transcript has 18 exons. Gene Ontology annotation, biological process: neuron migration; establishment of cell polarity; centrosome cycle.